Molecule: messenger RNA, 3604 nt
Organism: Callithrix jacchus (white-tufted-ear marmoset)
Lineage: Eukaryota; Metazoa; Chordata; Mammalia; Primates; Cebidae
Source: RefSeq, a predicted model, not a curated record
GCUGCCAAGAGACUCGUUUCAGUUAGGACACAGGUCCAGAAGCUGCCCCAAAGUGAAUCAAAUGAUUUUCCGGAGGCUGCCCCAAGGUGGCUGGGGGCAGAGUGCAGCAGGGAGGCCCUGCAAUUCCAGGGUUGCCCAGGCAGUGAGAACCCUGGCUCUCCUCAUAAUGCACUGAGGUUCUGGGGACAGUCUGAGUGGCAGCUCUAAGCAAGCCAGAGCCCAGGGAGGCUUUGAGGUACACAGGGUCACUGGGGGCAGCCAUGAGGAGGCACAGCGAGACAGAAGUGGAGGAGCAGACCCAGGAGCUGAAGACUAUCACUCGGCUCCAGGGUGAGCCUGCAUUGCUGCAACCAGCCUGCCGUGCCCGCCUGGGGCUCGGGGUUUGAGGGUGCACAACUUUUAGGGGUUUGUUUUGUUUUGAGAUGGAGUCUCUGUCAUACAGGUUGGAGUGCAGUAGCACAAUCUCGGCUCACUGCAACCUUCACCUCCCAGGUUCAAGUGAUUCUCCUGCCUGAGCCUCCUGAUUAGCUGGGACAUCAGGCGUGUGCCACCACACCCAGCUAAUUUUUGUAUUUUUAUUAUUUUUAGAUGGAGUCUUGCUCUGUCACCCAGGUGGAGUGUAGUGGUGUAAUCUCAGCUCACUGCAACCUCCACCUCCCGGGUUCAAAUGAUUCUCCUGUCUCAGCCUCCCAAGUAGCUGGGACUACAGGCAUGUGCCACCAUGCCCGGCUAGUUUUGUAUUUUUAGUAAAGACAAGGUUUCAAGCUGUUGACCAGGCUGGUCUCAAACUCCUGACCUCAGGUGAUCCGCCCAUCUUGGCCUCCCAAAGUGCUGGGAUUACAGGCGUGAGCCCUGUACCUGUCCACUGAGAGCCCUUCAGACAGCCGCUGCUGGGCAGUGGAGUGGUGUCCCCCAGGACAGGGUGGGAGGAAGGAUCUUGGCCGUGGAGGUGGCAUCCCCGCAGACCCAGGGCCUCCCUAAUUCAAGCCUCUCCCAGAGGAUUCCAGGUCAGGCCCUUGGCCCAAUCCUGGCCACUCUGACCCCUCCACCUGCCCACAGAGCAGUGUCGGGCCCUCCAGAUCCAGGGGGUGAAAGAGAGUAUGAACCAGAACAAAGCCACGCUGGCACUCCUGCACAGCAAGAUCCGCCGCGGGGCCCAGGACUGGGCUUUGGCCAAGAAGGUGCACAAACCCGGCUCCUCCCCACUGCCUGGGGAGCAGGGCAGGAGCAGAGGACACACAGGUGGAGGGUGGGCCCUCCUCUCCACCCCCACCCUGACUUUCCUGGAGCCAGGGGACAUGAGAGGAGGAGCUAUGCUAGAACCUGUGCCCAGGGCUCCAGUCACCCCAGAGAGCUUGGCAUCUGUAAGCCCACAUCCUGCAUCAGGGCCCCUCUGGCUCUCCAGCCAGCUAGGGGAAACCUGGGCCCUCCUCUGCAUGCCCACCUUCCCCCAACCCCGUCACAUCCGAGCUUGGGUGGCCAGGAUGGGGUCCCGCGGCGUUCUGCUCCUCAUGGGAGCAGGGGGUCUCCUGCUGGGCUCGCACGGCAUACAAGAGGCCCUGGGGGGAAUGCCUGCAGGGGCCGCCGACUGGGGGGGUGCGCAAAGGGCCCGCCACAGCUCAGCCGCCACUGCUCUGCAGUAUGACCAGUGGACCAUCUCCAAGGCCUGCGGGAAAAACGUGCCCUUGCGGCUGGCGCACUGCCGCAGCACCAUGGAGGUGGCGCAGGAGAAGCUGCGCAAGUACGUCUUCGACCGCGUGAACGCGCACAAUCUGCUGAUCCACCUGGUGCGGCGGCGCGAGGAGAAGCUGGAGAGCAUGCAUCUGGAGCUGGCCAGCCUGCGGAGCCAGCCCGACGCCAGCAAGGAGGAGCUGCGGCUGCUGCAGAUCAUCCGCCAGCUGGAGAACAACAUCGAGAAGACAAUGAUCAAGAUCACCACCAGCCAGAACAUCCACCUGCUGUACUUGGACCUGCUGGAUUAUCUGAAGAAAGUGCUGGCUGGAUACCCCACCGAGCUGGACAAGCUGCAGAACCUCGUGGUCACCUACUGCUCGGAGCUGUCGGAUAUGAAGAUCAUGUCCCAAGAUGCCAUGAUGAUCACAGAUGAGGUCAAGAGGAACAUGAGGCAAAAGGAGGCGUCCUUCAUCGAGGAGCGCAGGGCCAGGGAGAACCGGCUCAACCAGCAGAGGAAGCUGAUCGACAAGAUCCAUACGAAAGAGACCAGUGAGAAGUACCGGCGGGGCCAGAUGGACUUGGACUUCCCCUCGAAUCUGAUGAGCGUGGAGACCCUGAAAUUGAGAAGAAAGGAGACCUCCAUGGCAGAAAUGGAAUACCAGACGCUCGUGACUGCUAUGGUGGAGAAGGUCAAGAGCGCUGUGCGAUGCUCUCACAUCUGGGACAUUGCUGGCCGCUUCCUGGCCCAGAGGAACACAGAGGAGAACCUGGAGCUGCAGCUGGAGGACUGUGAGGAGCGGCGGCUGCGGCUGAAGGCCCUGGUGAAGCAGCUGGAGCUGGAGGAGGCUGUGCUCAAGUUCCACCAGAUGCCCAGCUCCAUCAGCUUCAAGUCCAUUGAGAAGAAGAUGACAGACAUGUUGAAAGAGGAAGAAGAGAGGCUGCAGCUCAUGCACAGCAACAUGACCAAGGGCCAGAAGCUGCUGUUGACCAUCCAGAUGGGCGUCGACAACCUCUAUGCCCGGCUGAUGGGCAUCCCCUUGCCCUCCGCCCAGAGAGAAGUGGUGCCCUCCGACACCCUCGAUUUGUAUAGCAAACUGGCGUACUGCGAGGGGAAGCUCACGUACCUGGCUGACAAAGUGCAGACGGUGUCCAGGACGGAGGAGGCCAACACGAAGGUGAGGGACACCCUGGAGUCCUCGACUCUGAAGGAGAAAUACAACAUCAGGAUCAGCUUUGAAGACCCGGAGGAGGACAUGAUCGGUACAAGUCUCGGAAAGGGGCCGGCUGCUGGCGGGUGGCUGGAGCGAGACCCUGGCUCACCUCCCACCAGGACACCCGGGAGGGACAGCAGGGCUACAGGGCGAGACCGUUGUACCUGCGGGACUAUAAUUGAUGGAGGAGACUCGGUGAUGCCCUGGGAGGAGGCUAAAGCCACUGAAAUAACUUAUGACUUCGUUUCUCGGAAAGGAGGGGCAUGCCAUGCCAGACAGGACGGCGGGAGAGGCGCCGGGGCUGGUUAAGAGCAGGGAGGAGCGCGGGGAAGGCCUGGGCCGGAGCCUCCAGGGGGUUUCCGCGGGAAGGACGAGGCAGGGCAGCGCCAGCAGCUGAGGAGGGGCUGGGCUGAGUCCUCCCGGCACGCGGGGGCUGUCCCCGGGGCAGGGCACCCGGCCGGGGUCGGAGGGCGGGGUGAGAGGCGGGCCGGGCGCCUGGGUGGGCUCGCCCCGGGAAGGCGCGUGCGAGCCGCCGUCUCCGCCAGCAGACACCUUCCAGUUCGCCGAUGUGGACCACAGCUACGUCCCUUCGCGCGCCGAGAUCAAGAAGCAGGCGCAGCGGCUGAUCGAGGGGAAGCUAAAGGCGUCCAAGAAGAAGAAGAAGUAGCCCCGCCCGCCCCGCUCCCCGCUUUGUUACACAAAUAAACAUUUUUCCAGGA